Messenger RNA from Neodiprion fabricii, 1363 nucleotides. RefSeq lists its product as uncharacterized. The coding region runs from base 23 to 1363 and encodes 446 amino acids. The transcript has 5 exons. Lineage: Eukaryota; Metazoa; Arthropoda; Insecta; Hymenoptera; Diprionidae. The record is from RefSeq and is a predicted model, not a curated record.
UAAAUUAAAUAAAGUAAAUAAAAUGGGUCAUCAAAGUUGUUGUGUAGUCGAUUGCAAAAAUACAAGUCGAAAUAGCAAUUGUAAAUUUUAUAAGUUUCCGGUUGCCAAUUGGAAAUUAAAUCAGCGAAAAAAAUGGAUCGCUGCUGUUAAAAGGCAAAAUAUUGAUGGAUCGUUAUGGUCUCCAAAACCUAUGGAUGUUAUAUGCAGUGAACACUUCAUUAGCGGUGAAAAAUCAGAUAUUGAAUCAAGUCCCAACUUCGCUCCAACUAUUUUUCCAUCAGCUUAUAGACGACGUAAAGUCAACGAAUCUGCCGUUUUGAAUAGACACAAACGCUUCAUGGAGAGAAGAAUAAUGAAAAAGUCAUUAUCGUCAACGGCUGAGAUACAUCCGGUGAUGAAUUUUGUAGAACCGCCUGAAAUAGCUGAAGGUGAUCAAAAUAAUACAUUCAUGAAUCAAACGGUGGAGCAGGCAUGUGAAGCGAAUAUAUAUUUUACCUCCAAUGUUUCAUCAAAAACAUUCAUUUGUAAUCGGUAUAUCACUAAUAACAAAUGUGAUGCUGAGACACAAACAGAGAUUCUGGAAGCGUCGACGUCAAAAAUAAUUACAAAUAAUAAAAAAUAUGUUAACAAGGAGUGCGGUACACCACAUAGAACGUUUGCUGAUCAUGAAACUCAAGUAACCAAUAUGUUUGAAGGAUUUUCAUCAGUUAAAAAAAACGAGCAACUCAUAGAUCUUGCUGGUGUAACAUUUAAUAAUUUUAAUUUUUUAUUAGACAGAACAAAACCUCCUAAAAAAUCGACGAUUGGUUACAAAGAUAGACUGUUCAUAUUUUUAAUGAAAUUAAAAACAGGACUCACUUUUUCGGCUCUUGGCGUAUUAUUUAACGUGCAUAGAACAACGAUUUCAAGAAUUUUUUUCGACAUUUUGGAGCAAUUAGCUAGUACGACAGCUAAUUUAGUAUUUUGGCCGGAUAUUGAUGUUGUUCAAGCAACGAUGCCUGAGUGUUUUCAUCAUGAUUACAGUGAUACUCGAGUUCUCAUAGGUAUCACUCCAGGAGGAUUUAUUUCCUUGAAAUCAAAAGUAGCUGGUGGUCGUAAAUCUGACUCUCAAAUGACAAUUGAAUCAGGUUUAUUAGAUCUUCUAGAAGAUGGUGACGUCGUUUUGGCUGACAAAGGUUUUCCAGAAAUUAAAACAUUUAUCGAUGCAAGUGGAAAAAAAUUAAAAAUGGUUAUGCCACCUUUUUUAGAGAAAAAAUCUGAAUUUACAACACAACAAACUCAAGAAACGUACAGCAUAGCAAAACACAACUAUCAGUAUUUGAUGUAUCAAUGUUUUCAUCAUUCUCUGUGCUUGGUUCUUUAG